This is a messenger RNA of Geodia barretti, 404 nucleotides long. NCBI's taxonomy places the organism in Eukaryota, Metazoa, Porifera, Demospongiae, Tetractinellida, Geodiidae. The record is from the annotation of a GenBank genome assembly.
ACAGUGUUUUGUCCAAAUCAUGUGGAUCUUUGUAGUGACUUUGUUGAUGGCAACUGAAACGGUUGCAAAUAAUGUGACAUUUGAGAGUCUGACAAGUAUUGCAAAUGAAAUCACCCAGUUGCCAGCCAUUUAUCGCUGUAAGAAUGAUACAGAAAUUGCAUAUGGCCACCAUGGAGAGUGCCUCCUCCAAACCCAACUGAGAAUCAUCUUCAGGAUGGGAAUGGUUACAAUUGUGCACUUUUAAUCACGGAUGGAAAAUACCCUGCUCUAUCGUUUGGGUACAACACGGAAUAUGGUUCCAUAAUCUAUUGCUCAAGCUAUGGCGAGAGAACAGGGAAUCAGAUGUAGCACAAACGACACAAAAACGAUUCACAAUCUAACGCAAGUGCAAGUGGAGGAAUCUG